Messenger RNA from Mytilus californianus (California mussel), 2303 nucleotides. Its product is annotated as troponin C-like. Gene Ontology annotation, molecular function: enzyme regulator activity; calcium ion binding. The transcript is spliced from 5 exons. The record is from RefSeq and is a predicted model, not a curated record. The coding region runs from base 134 to 586 and encodes 150 amino acids. NCBI's taxonomy places the organism in Eukaryota, Metazoa, Mollusca, Bivalvia, Mytilida, Mytilidae.
UGGAUCAGAUUGCACGGUGCUAUCUCGCGCAUGAGCAACGGAUGUUGAUUGCUCUUCCUCGCAAACAAGAUAAUAUUGAAAUACCGUCAAAUAUUUGAUCAUAUCAAAAAGUGGGAAUUAAAGUCAUAUCAAAAUGUCAGACUUCAAGGUUACGGAAAAACAGUUUAAUGAUGCUCAUAAUACAUUCAAUUUAUUCGACAAAAAAGGAAAUGGACAUGUAUCAACAAAAGAAUUAGCAAACAUCUUUAAAAGUUUAGCUUUACAAAUUUCUGCAGACAAAUUAAAAGAAUGGGCGGAUGAAGUUGACGAGGAAGCACUUGGUUAUAUGGAAUGGGAAAAUUUUAAAAUACUUUUUGAACGUAAAUUGAAAGAAGAUGAAGAUGAACGAGAAUUAAGAGAUGCCUUCCGAGUAUUAGAUAAACAAAAUAAAGGAACAAUUCCAGUUGAUGAUUUACGGUGGAUUUUGAAAAGUUUAGGAGACGAUAUAACGGAAGAAGAAUUAGAUGAUAUGAUUGCUGAAACUGAUACGGAUGGAAGUGGAACAGUUGAUUACGAAGAAUUCAAAAGUCUGAUGACCUCUGAUUGAAUGAUUGUCACAUGAGGGAGGGUACAAGUUCCGGUUGUUUGCUACACAUGCACGCAUGCGUGAUUCCAACUGGUCGCCAUAUAUCAAUAUUUCGUAGAAGGAAGUCAUCCUGAUCAGUAAAAAUAUCCCACGUCAUAUUUGAGCAAUUGUCAGCUAGAGACACUGCUGCGUGCCCCAUCCUCAUGUAUUUCAAACAAUCUACCUUUUGUAUGAGAAAAAGUCGAUGUUUAUAUCUUUAAGAUGAUUGUGUCUUCCCAUCAUUCCAUAUUUAACAUGCGCACUAACUGCCUGCUUCAUUUCUUGCUCUAUAUGUCUGUUAGAAAGUCUACUAUUGCUUUUUGCAUUUUAAGCUAACACGUUAAUAAUUGCUUGACACUGACUAGUGUAAUAUAAACAAAAUACAUUAACCUGUAUGAUACUCGUCGGCAGAUUCCGUAUCGUAGCAAAACGAAUUCAGCCGAGGUUUUCCCGAAUAAUUAUUUCAACACCGCAAUACAUUGCCAAGCUAGUCUAUCAAGCGUUAUCUGCAGCUUGUCUUUGGCGCUGCUGAAAUAUAUUAUUUCUUCUAUUAAUUCCAGAGUUUUGUAAACUGAUGUUGGGUUGAGCCGGACGAUGGAGAAAAAAAUCCUUGCAACUUAAUUCGACGUUCCAUGGAAACGGAAUAUUUCGAAUUGAUUUAAAUUGGUUCUCUGAGAUUGAUGUCUAUUUUGAAAACAUUUAACGUCAAUUAGAUCAAAUUAAAUGGGAUUGUUUCUUUGCCUUUUCUAAAAAAAAAUAAAUGAAAAUUUGCAUAUAAAUGUUUUGAACAUCAUGAAUGAUUUAAAUUUAGUUAUAUACAGAACAAUUUACAGGGCAAGGACUUAUCUAGAAUAUUUACUAACACGAAACAAAAUUGGUAGACUUAAAAUAUAGAUUUAACAACCGAUAUAUGUAUAUGAAUUAAGAAUAGCAUAAAUAAACAUCAUUCUCGAAGGCCAGUUUUUUGUAAAUGUUUGUUAAAAACGAUUAAGUGUGUUUAAUUGUUGUUUUAUAUUAAAAUUUAUAUUACUUGAUUGUUUAUAUAUUUUAAAAAAACCCAUCUACUUGUACAUCAACCAUUUUCACUUGUAUGUAUUAAAAGUCUUCAUGUUCCAAUAAAAAUUGCAUUUUGUAUAUCCAUUUUAAGCUGACUUAACCAUGUCAUUUGAUGCUUGGCGUUUAAUUAUCAGUGAUAGAAGUCUUUUUACUUUAUAAUUGCACCAAAUAAUUUCAAAUCUUAAACACAGAAGGAUGCACUUUGCAUGAACAAUUACUGCAGAAAAUUCGCACGAAAUCUUUUACUAAUGCUUUUUAAUAUAUAUGAAAAUUACUUCAUGUCCGUGUUAGUCUUUCAGGGUCUCUGGAAAUCUGGAGAAAUAUCAGUGCAUCUUAUUGGUCAAAAUAUCUUUUUAAUUUAUAACUUUGACCAAUCAAGAUGCAUUAUGAGUUAAAUUUUGACUGGUUAAAUAUUUAACUUGACCAUAUUUGACCAAUCAAAAUGCUUGUAAUUAGACCUUAGAAUUCCAGAGACUCAUUGCAGAUAAUUGGUGAUGUUUCUUAACGUAGUUGUUUUUUGUUAAUUUGGGAAGACCACAAUAAAUUCUCAGAGCAAAUGUUGUAUAACAAUGAUAAUUUAUUAAGUGUUCCAAAUAUAUAUGUCAUGUUCUCCUGUGACAUUAUAAUAAAAUUACCAUGAUGA